Ooceraea biroi (clonal raider ant) is the source of this 4469-nucleotide messenger RNA. Its product is annotated as alpha-tocopherol transfer protein-like. Gene Ontology annotation, molecular function: phosphatidylinositol bisphosphate binding. Lineage: Eukaryota; Metazoa; Arthropoda; Insecta; Hymenoptera; Formicidae. Gene Ontology annotation, cellular component: membrane. The record is from RefSeq and is a predicted model, not a curated record.
AACGAACGUAUGGCAGAAGGGUUCUUAAUUUGUCUGUCAACGAGUGGCCAAUUCGCCACUGUUUUCUCAUCUUCAAGGCACCGAGAAUGUAACGAGUACGUGGUUAACGACUAUGUGCUCAUCAACGACACAACAAUUUCAACAAGUUGUGAAACAUUUAGUUUACGCGUAAUUGGCAACUUCGUUUUUUUUUUUAUUGUUUUAAAUGGUAUGGUGAAGUCUGUGUCAGAUCUUUUAUAGGAGGCUCUUCAAGUCCUUUAAAACUUCUGAAACUUUUCUUUGAGAAGAAAGUGACAAAUCUGACAAAGAACUCGACUAGAUGAAAUAAAUAGCACAAUUGGGUGACAAUUGGAAACUAUUAUAAAAUAAAAACUAUCUCGCUAAUGCCGCCACACUAGUUGUGGCUUAGCAAUCUAGAAGAAAAUUUCAAAAAAUUAAGCAGCGCUUCACGAUGCAGAUAUCGAGCCACUAUCAACUCAUCGGAAACUCUUAAAUUUAUUACGAAAAUUUCAUCAACACGGUCAUCGGCAACAGGUACUCGGGCGUGAGACCCGAUCGAGCUUGUAAUCAGUUUGCGGAAAUCCUCAGUUUGGUCCGUAACUUUAUGGCUGAUGAUCGCUCAUCCCUGGCGCCGCAAUGAGCCCGACCGACCGCGAAUACGUACUUUAUACCAAUGGAUGACGCAGAGACUAAUUGUUAACUACAGCGAGUUAUUAUCAGCUGUACGAUAUAUGGUAUGCUUCGUGUUAACGCGUCGCGUGCGGCCAAGUGCUCGAUCGCGGUUUUCACGCGAAAAGUUGCCGCGAUUGAGACCCACACACACACACACACACACACAUACACAUACACACGCACAUGCACCAUACAUACGCAAUACACGUAGACAAGUGUAUACGCCGCACUCGGCAGAGAGAAUCUUGUUAAACGCGCACAUUAACGAGAGUGACAUGUGUCUCAUCCGAGGCUGCAGUUAGCGAUUUUACGCGCACCGUGAUUUCGCGCCCCCAUUCCUUCAUUUCAUUAUGUUGCGCCCGUGUAAUGAAAUUAAAGCGCAGUCAAUCUGGUCCCCUCAAUAAAAUCGCACGCGGAUUAUUUCGACAUUGAACCUUUUUAUUUCCGAUCGCCGGGGAUUGAAUGUUACUUAACUCUGCGAUAUCGCAUUUAUCAGUCCUUCCACUUCCACUUCGCGUGAGCACUACAAAAAAAAACGCGUAAUCCGCGUAUGAUUCAUUCAAUGAAAAAUUCGUCGAAGAGAGAGAAAUUGUAUAAAUAUUUCCAAUUAAUAUUACGCGUGAUUGAAAUGGUGAAGCGGCAUAUUUUUUAUAUUUGAGAGACCGACGGUGGAAUAAUUUAAUUUAUGAGAAAACAGUGAAAAAGAGAUUAAACGCGGACACUAUCGUUACUUUCGACGGAAUUAAACGAAACAGGCAUAAUAGCGGGUAAUGCGCUUGUAAGAGACCACUCUUUUACACGCGUGAUACAGUAAACAAUGAAGUGCGAAAGGAAAAUAUUUCACCAGAUGCAACCUCGCUAUUUCAUCCUCUCAUUUUUUCGCUCCUCUCAUAUCAUUUUCCUAUUAACAUGAUAUAAUAAUGACUCUCUCUCUCUAUUUCUCUCUCAGGCACGUUUUCAUCCCCUGAUACAUUUAAUAGCUGCGCAUCCUCACUCUUUGUUCAUCCAUCCUCUGACACUAACAAACACAGCGAAUCCGAUGAUCAGGAAAUUAUCCGCUUUUCUAACACGCAAAUUCAUUGCGUCGGUGAACAAUCAGCGCUGCUGACAUGUACGUAUAUAACUACGCGCGUACAAAGGACUCCAUUAAAAUGCGAUGACUCAAACGAUGAAUUAAAGAAUCAAUUAAUAAAUCAGAAGGCCUGUUACCCGUGAUAACGGGAUAUUGCGAGAAAUCCAACUACGCUAACAUUCGAAAUGGAACGAAAGAGAAAGCUCGUAGACAUUAUGCCACAUUAUUACGACAUUUCAUCACCGAUCGCGUGCUCAGUCCUGUGAGAAAAAUUGCCGAACCCCUGACAGAACUGUUCCCGCCCUUCCAUUCACGCGUCGCGACUUAAUGCCGGAUUCCUGUGUUAGUGCCGAAUUAUCGAUCUUAUUCCACCGCACGCGGUUCAGUUCUCUCUCCUGCGGCUUAGGUAAAUACAUCUUAUCGCGCCGUUACUUCGUGGUUACUUUGUUCUUCGCGGCCUGGCACACUCCGCCUGCUCAGUUUAUUAACCCUUUGACCACCAAUAUAUACUCGGACCACUCGUCGGAGGUGGACGAUUGAUUAAAAUUCACGUUCGAUUGAACAGCGUCGCAGGCUUGAUAAAACCCGACCAGCAAAAGUUGAUAAAUGACGGAUUAUUGUGAAAGAGAAAGAGAUCCAUUCUCGGAGGAAGAAUUAUGAUAGAUCUCUCAGCAUUGGAAUUCGAGAAGAAUGCGUAACUUACGAUUGACUCUCACAUUUACGAGCUCUAAUAUUCCAAGAUAUCUACCCCUUGCGCUAAUAAGCACGUUUGCUUCUUUUGCGCUUACGAGAUAUAUCUGUUUAUAAAUAAGGUACGUAGUAACAACUUUGGAAUGUUCCCCGUUAAAAGUUUCUUCGACGAGACGAGGCUUGAUACUUCCAGAUGCUUAGACACGAGCUUAGAGUAAGUCGUCGCGGGGAUCAAUACCGCAAAUUUCAUGGGCCUGAUAACGACACAAGUCGUGCGAAAUUGCGUGCGGAAGCAAAUACAGCCGAUUUCGUCGUAACGAAGCAACUGAGGGAGUAGUUGGAGUCACGAUAUAGGCGGGCAAAGAUGUGCGAAGUUGCGGUCAGUGAAAAAAGUCGAAGGUGGACGGACCAAGUACAAGAUAAGGCAAAAAUACAGACAGCGAGGGGAGAGAGAAGGAGAGAGACAGAGACAUAGACGGAAACAGAAGUAAGACGACGGCAAGAAAUCCUACCGAGUGCUGGCUGGCUAGCUGGACUACGUUCAAAGUGCGGACGAGAAGUAUAAACGUGAACGGACGAGUUGAACGAUAUCGAGGCGAUAUCGAGAGAUACCACGAUGGCGGACGAGAUAGCGACUGAUACGCGAAGAUAAGCGGGCGGAAAGAUACUCUGGUCGAGUCCGAAACGGGAAGGCGCUCGAGGAAGUCACGUUCGAUCGCCGUUCGUGCGAGAGGGAGAUCCCGUCGACGCCGCACUUCCGGUCAUCCGGAUUGUCAGUCUUCGGUGGAUAACACGGAAGACCUCAGCGGCCGCUUUUGCGAACUCGUGAACAAUCGGACGCCGCUGUUUGACGUUCAGCUUAAGAUCGGAUCCUUCGCACAAUCGAACCGGAAGUUGCGAUGGUGUCGAAGAGGGGCAGCUCGCGGCCGAGGAUGAUCAGAAUAGGGAACGAGGAGCACCAGACUCUGCGAUUUUCCCAGCGGGGGCACGACUCGUGUGGCCACGGCACUGCUUAUUGAUCUCACUAAAGGGCGAAAGGAUGAGGUUCAGCUACACGAUCGAUGAUUCGCGGAAAAGAUAUCCAGAAAUCACAGAUGAGCUCUUGGAGAGUCUGCAAGAGUGGGCGAAAGAUCACAGUCUCUCGAAAAUCCCUGAGGAACAGUUGGCGUUAUUCGCGCACAGUUGUUACUUCGACUUGGAAGCCACCAAGCGAUGUAUGGAUGUUUAUUAUAGGAUGCGGGCCACGACACCAGAAUUCUUUCGCGACAGGGAUUCCAGGCUCCAAUAUAUGCAGCACUCCUUAAGAGCUCUGGAGUUCGUGGCGCUUCCGAAGCCAGAUCGAAACGGCAACCAAAUAAUUUUUCAUCGACUUGCGGAUACACGGCCGUCCCAGUACAUGUUGAACGAUGGUAUCAAGCUGCUGCUGAUGUCCGUCGAUGGGAGCCUCAAUACGAAUGGUUGCUCGCCAGGGUACAUCUUUCUUUUCGACAUGCAGGGCGUGGGACUCGGGCAUUUAACCAGAUUGUCGAUAAGUAGUAUUCGAAAAUUCUUGGAGUAUCUUCAGGACGGUCUGCCGGUCAGACUGAAGGCCAUACACAUAUUGAACGUCGUCUGGUUCAUGGACAAGAUCCUCGCGCUCCUCAGACCCUUCAUGAAGCGAGAGUUCUACGAAUUGCUGCAUCUUCACACCGGCGACGUUUCUGACGUCUAUUCCUAUAUCCCGCCCGAGUGCCUGCCGAAGGACUUUGGUGGAGAACUAGAUUGCGUCGCGAGUCUUCAUGAAGCACACUGUGAGAAGUUGGAUCAAUUACGGGAUUAUUUCCUAGAAGAAGAAGCUCGGUUUCAUAAUUAUUCGCCUAAUAAAACGAGUGAUCAAAGAAGUGUGUACAACCAGAAUCUGAUGGAACAGAAUGGCAAUAAUAGUUGACAUAACGAAUACUAUACUAAUUAAUAUAGUUAUAUAGUUAUAAUAGUUGAAUACUACAAGCUAUUCAAUGCAUAAUAUACAAGUGAAUAAAAAUGCAAUCGUGACGUU